AUGCUCGACCCCCAUUUAGUGCCGCGGCAGCUGCAUGCGCGCGCAGCGCACGGGUCCAAGCUGAUGUUCCCGCCUUUGCACCAUGCAGACGAUCCACGAUUUCAUAACCCGAUCUUGCAGCAUCCCUUGCUGGCUUCGCAGGGAGGACCUCAAGCGACGUUGGACGACGAAGUGAUUCAAGUCCCAGAGCACCUUCUUCCACGCUGGGAAGAGUUGGAGCAUGACACAUUGCCGAUGGAGCAGCAUCCAUCGUACCCACUAGGCAAUCCCUACUGGAUUCAUCAUACACCGCAUACCCUACAACCGGCCGGCUCUUCGCAGCCCAAGCUGGAUCCACGUAUAUACUCGCGCUAUGCUAUGCGUAUGCAUACGACCGAACAAAAGCAUACCCUUACAGCGGUAGCGCAUGGGUCGGCGCAGGCCAAGGCCGCGUUGGAAGCACAGGCGGACGAGGCAGAGCUCACGUUGCCCUAUACGGUAGAGAGCGACGGACAUGUGGCCCUAGCCCCUCAUUUGCAAUGGCGUGCGCAGGCCCUUACGACGACGGCCCCGCCGACAUGGCCCUUUCGGCGAUUUGGACCAGGGCCCAGUGCCAGGCCCUAUGCGGCCCUCUUCCGCGACGCGGCCUCAGCGCCGGACGGGCAGCCUGAAGUCAGUGUGUGGGCCGAUGUAGCGCUGGAAGAACUUGUGCCAGCCUCGCGACCAGAUUCGUACACGUUACCGGCCUCGCUUUGGCACCCCUAUACCCAUACCGCCGCCAAGGGCCGCCGACGUGAACGUCCCUCAGGUCUUCCUGAGUCCCUGGGAGCUGUGACACGCCUCCAUGACGACGCAUGGCUCGAUGAAAUGGCACUCGAGGCGGACGAUGUGGAUACAGACGAUAGCUUUGAUCGCGAGUUGGCGUCAUGGGCCGCCACAGAAUCGUCGUCACCGUCGUCGUCGCCCAGCACACAAGGACCACCACGAAAUUCGCGGCGUGUAUCCUCCGCCUGGAUGCGGGACCACCAUGAUUUCAAACGUGCGAUUCUCUCUGUGCUCGCUGAUCGUGUCGCAUCGACGCGGCAGAAACGCGCACGUGGCCUCACCUCGACGCCGGAGCACGCUAUGAGCCGCAAAAAGCGACGGUCUCUACCACAUACAUCGUUUGAUUCGUCCUCCUUGCUACAUGAUACCGCGUCGCCUUCCACGUCCUGGGUGUGGGGCCGCAGCGCCCCCGCCCCGUAA
This is a messenger RNA of Malassezia pachydermatis, 1224 nucleotides long. RefSeq lists its product as hypothetical. NCBI's taxonomy places the organism in Eukaryota, Fungi, Basidiomycota, Malasseziomycetes, Malasseziales, Malasseziaceae. Bases 1 to 1224 code for a protein of 407 amino acids. The transcript is spliced from 2 exons. The record is from RefSeq and is a predicted model, not a curated record.